AUGGAUUCACAAAAUCUUUCUAAAUUACUUUUAAUAUUAUUUAUACUUUUAACAAAGUCAUCUUUUGGUCGAAAAAAUCCACAUUACUUGGAUGACCGUACAACGAUGGUUCAAUUAUUUGAAUGGAAAUUCGAUGAUAUUGCUUUAGAGUGUGAACAAUUUUUAGGGCCAUAUGGUUAUGGGGGUGUACAAAUAUCACCAAUCACUGAAAAUCUUAUUGUUCCACAAAGACCAUGGUGGGAACGUUAUCAACCUAUAAGUUAUAAAUUUAUAACUCGAUCAGGAAAUGAAACACAAUUUCAGGAAAUGGUAAAGCGAUGUAAUAAAGCAGGAAUCAGAAUAUUUGUAGAUGUAAUUUUAAACCAUAUGACAGGCAACGAUUUUUAUAUAAAAGAUUAUCGAACUGAUAUUGUGAAUGGAACAGGUGAUUCAAUAGCAAAUCCAAUAAAAAAAUAUUACCCAGGCGUUCCAUAUAACAGUUCACAUUUUCAUGAGUCAUGCAAAUUAUCCAGUUUUCAGAAUAAACAUGAAAUUAGAAAUUGUAUGUUAUUCGGACUAAACGAUUUAGAUCAAUCAAACAAAUUCGUCCAAGACAAACUUGUUGAUAAAUUAAACCGCAUGAUUAAUGUGGGUGUUGCUGGCUUUAGAAUUGAUGCCGCAAAACACAUUUUACCCGAAGAAUUGGACGCUAUUUAUAAUCGACUAGAUAAUUUAAGAACCGAUUUUGGAUUUCCGAUAAAUAGUCAGCCGUUUAUUAUUCAAGAAGUACCCGAUAUGGGAGGUGAUUAUGAAGCAGUAAAGAGAGAAGAAUAUAUACCGAUUGGAGUUGUGACUGAAUUUCGGUUUGGUAAAGAGCUUACUGAUCAUAUUAAAGGUGGCAAAGAAUUGAAAUAUCUCAAAUCUUUUGGUACUUCUUGGGGUUUGAUGGACAGUACAAAUGGUUUAGUGUUUAUUGAUAUUCAUGACACUCAAAGAGAUAAAGAUAGAGGAAUAUUGUUUUUCAAAGAUUCCAAAAAAUAUAAGAUGGCUGUUGCAUUUAUGUUAGCUCAUCCACAUUCAAAACUACCUCGGCUUAUGUCUAGUUAUGAUUUUACUGAUAAAAAUGACAGUCCACCAAAAGAUAAGGACGAAAAUAUUCUAUCACCAAUAUUUAACGCAGAUAAAUCAUGUGGAAAUGGUUGGAUUUGUGAGCAUAGAUGGAGACAAAUUUAUAAUAUGGUCGCAUUUAAAAAUACUGUGGGUGAUGCACCCUUAACUAAUUGGUGGGAUAAUGGAAGUAAUCAAAUUGCGUUUUGUCGUGGAAAUAAAGGAUUUAUUGCAAUUAAUAAAUAUGGUGAUUUGAGACAAUUUUUACAGACUUGCUUACCAUCUGGAAUCUAUUGUGACAUUAUUUCCGGUAAUUUAGAAAAUAAACGAUGUACAGGAAAAACAGUAAGGGUUAAUGAAAAUGGCAUUGGAUUGAUUGACUUACAUGGAUUAGAAUUAGACGGAGUGGUCGCAAUACACAUACAUGCUAAACUCUCUGAUGAUUUAAAUGGUACGUGUAUUUCGGUAUGGUAAUUCAUUCAACAU
Messenger RNA from Chrysoperla carnea, 1572 nucleotides. Its product is annotated as alpha-amylase-related protein-like. Gene Ontology annotation, molecular function: alpha-amylase activity; cation binding. NCBI's taxonomy places the organism in Eukaryota, Metazoa, Arthropoda, Insecta, Neuroptera, Chrysopidae. Gene Ontology annotation, biological process: carbohydrate metabolic process. The record is from RefSeq and is a predicted model, not a curated record. The coding region runs from base 1 to 1560 and encodes 519 amino acids. The transcript has 6 exons.